AUGGGAAUUCAGGGUCUUUUGCCGCAAUUGAAAUCGAUCAUGGUUCCAACCCACAUCAAAGACUUGAAGGGUUGUUCCGUAGCCGUAGACACCUAUUCUUGGCUCCACAAAGGUGCAUUAUCUUGCAGCACUGACCUCUGCAAAGGGAUACCCACUUCUAGGCACAUUGAGUAUUGCAUGCAUAGAGUAAAUUUGCUGCGCCACUUUGGUGUUAAGCCUAUUCUAGUCUUCGAUGGAGGUCUUCUACCAAUGAAGAGUGAACAAGAGAACAAGCGUGCCAGGGUAAGAAAGGAUAAUUUUGCACGUGCAGUUGAACACGAGUCAGAUGGAAAUUCUGCUGCUGCCUACGAGUGCUACCAGAAAGCUGUUGAUAUUUCACCUCUGGUUGCACUUGAACUAAUUCAGGUCUUGAAGCAGGAGAAUGUGCAUUAUGUUGUUGCUCCUUAUGAGGCAGAUGCCCAGAUGACAUUCUUGGCAGUUAGUGGACAGGUUGAUGCAGUUAUAACUGAAGACUCUGAUCUUAUACCUUUUGGUUGCCCAAGAAUUAUCUUUAAAAUGGACAAGUUUGGUCAAGGUGUUCAGUUUCAGUAUUCCAUGCUACAAAAGAAUAAGGAGCUUAGUUUUGAAGGGUUCAACCGACAAAUGCUUCUUGAAAUGUGUAUUUUGAGUGGUUGUGACUAUCUUCAGUCAUUGCCAGGUAUGGGCCUCAAAAGGGCCCAUGCAAGCAUUAAAAGAUUCAAAAGUUAUGACAAGUUCUAUAUGAAAUUUGUUGUAAUCCUAAUGUCAAUUGCAAUGUAUCAGGUUCUUAAGCACUUGAGAUACAGUGGUGUUUCUGUGCCUCCCUUUUAUGAAGAGUCAUUCAAGAAGGCUAUACUUACUUUCCAAUAUCAAAGGGUUUAUGAUCCAAUUAAUGAAAAUAUUGUCCAUUUGUCUCAUAUACCUGAUGAUAUCGGUGGCGAGCUAGACUUUUUAGAUCUUACUAGAAAUCAUACCUUAACCUGGGAUACACCUAUGCCAAAAAAUAUUGCACAAGGAAUAGCAAAAGGGGAUCUUGAUCCAUUUACCAAAAUGCCAUUUGAGGGUGAGAAUCUUACAGCCAGUUUAGCAAUUGCAGAAACUUUUCAAAUCAAAACUCUUCAUUCCGAAAGUGUGAAGAAAAAGAUUGAUCUGCCUCUGCAGAAGAACCUCUUGACCAAUAAUUUUUCCUUAGCCCUGGAAGGUAUUGCAUCUCUUGAAGCAAAAAAGGAAUUCAGAGCACCUCGGAUGUCACCUACUACUGCUAAUCAAAGUACAUUGGAUUCCUCUUCUGUCAGUCCCCUGGAACAUGAGACUUUAGAAGCUGCUGCUAGUGAAACAAAGAACUCUGCUGCAUCCGUAGUUGACUUUGAGAAUUGUGGCAGUGGCCCUCCUCCUAAUAGCUGUAUUGAAAACAGUUUUGCCACCAAAAAUUCGGAGUUUAUGGAAUCUCCAUUAUCUAUGGUGGGUGAGAAGAAUAAAGGUCCUGAACAUACAAUACUGCAACAGCCCAGGCAGCCAAUUCAUAAACCUUGUCUGGGGUUGCAUAAGGAGCAUGAGCAAACAAAUGUUCAAGACACAGUUGAAGGAAAAACCAGGGAGGCAACAAGAAAGGUAAUUGUCAGGAGCGCUUAUUUUCAACACAAGCAAGCAGAAAAGAAUGUUUGCGACAAGAACCGAGAUCACUUGUCCUCUGGCAUUUUCAUUGAUGAGAGAAAAAAUGCCGUAUCUGACAGUGAUUUAUGUAACAACCAGUUGAAGAAUAAAAAUUUGAAAAGGAAGAUUUCCCCUAAUGACAAUAUUCAAAAUGAAAAUUUGCAGCCCAAGCAAAUGCAUCCUGCUUCACCUCCUCAUAAAAAUGGUUACUGUGAUCACAGUGAUGAUAGACCAUUUACAGAGAAUAAUGCUGAAGAAAAAUUUGGGACAAAAAUUUCCCAUCUAGGCCAUUAUUCAGAAAUAGCUGAGAAGUCUAUGGAAAGAUUUGUCUCUGUGAUAUCAUCCUUUAGAUGCUCUUCUGGUUCUCGUGCAAGUGGCCUCCGUGCUCCUCUGAAAGAUGUUCGAAACACUUGUAAUAAUAGGCCAACAACCGCUGAAGACUUCAGACAAUAUGCAUACGUGCCAACAAAACAAAGAAAGACUAGCAGAAUAGCUCCUGGGAAUAAAUUCAAGUUGUUUAAGUGGAACCUUACUUGAUUGUGGUUUAUGUC
Molecule: messenger RNA, 2222 nt
Organism: Gastrolobium bilobum
Lineage: Eukaryota; Viridiplantae; Streptophyta; Magnoliopsida; Fabales; Fabaceae
Product: exonuclease 1
Exons: 15
Coding region: 1-2208 (735 amino acids)
Molecular function (GO): 5'-flap endonuclease activity; 5'-3' DNA exonuclease activity; metal ion binding
Source: RefSeq, a predicted model, not a curated record